This is a messenger RNA of Westerdykella ornata, 1545 nucleotides long. Its product is annotated as signal recognition particle protein. Gene Ontology annotation, molecular function: GTPase activity; GTP binding; endoplasmic reticulum signal sequence receptor activity. The record is from RefSeq and is a predicted model, not a curated record. The transcript has 2 exons. The annotation marks the transcript as partial. Gene Ontology annotation, cellular component: cytosol; signal recognition particle, endoplasmic reticulum targeting. Gene Ontology annotation, biological process: SRP-dependent cotranslational protein targeting to membrane; SRP-dependent cotranslational protein targeting to membrane, translocation. NCBI's taxonomy places the organism in Eukaryota, Fungi, Ascomycota, Dothideomycetes, Pleosporales, Sporormiaceae.
AUGGUUCUCCAGGAUCUUGGGCGGCGCAUCACCAGCGCCCUGUCGGAUGUGACGCGGUCGCAAAACUUGGACGAGAAGGCUUUCGACGCCAUGCUCAAGGAAAUCUCGAAUGCCCUCGUCGAAGCUGAUGUCAAUGUCAAACUUGUUAUGAACCUGCGGAAUUCGAUAAAACGAGCCGUCGACUUCAAGCACCUCGCCCCGAAUGUGAACAAGAAGAAAGUGAUCCAGAAGGCCGUCUUCGAUGAAUUGGUGAAGCUCGUUGACCCGCACGCCGAGCCAUUCAAACCGCGGAAGAACAAGUCUAAUGUCAUCAUGUUUGUGGGUCUACAAGGUUCUGGUAAAACGACAUCAUGUACAAAGCUCGCUCGCUGGUAUGCUGCUCGCGGAUUCAAGGCUUGCUUGGUUUGCGCGGAUACGUUCCGUGCUGGAGCAUUCGACCAGCUCAAGCAGAAUGCGACAAAGGCGAAGAUCCCCUACUAUGGUAGUCACAUACAAACCGACCCGGUCAUCGUGGCGAGUGAAGGUGUAGAGAAGUUCAAAAAGGAGAGGUUUGAAAUCAUCAUAGUGGAUACCUCCGGAAGACACAGGCAAGAGAAGGAUCUCUUCGACGAGAUGGUGCAAAUUCAAAAUGCCGUCAAACCAGAUCAAACGAUCAUGGUUCUAGACGCAACGAUUGGCCAGGCAGCAGAAGCGCAAUCGCGCGCCUUCAAAGAAGCCGCAGAUUUCGGAGCAAUCAUAAUUACUAAGACGGACGGCGCUGCUGCAGGCGGCGGUGCCAUUUCCGCCGUUGCCGCAACCCACACUCCCAUCGUCUUCAUCGGAACCGGCGAGCACAUGCUCGAUCUCGAGCGCUUCAGCCCACAACCCUUCGUCUCUAAACUCCUUGGCAUGGGAGACUUCCAAGGCCUGGUUGAGCAUGUCCAGUCGCUCAAGGUCGACCACAAGGAAACAAUGAAGCACAUCGCCCAAGGCGUUUUCACCAUCAAAGAUCUCCGGGAUCAGCUCUCCAACAUCAUGAAGAUGGGCCCCUUAUCGAAAAUGGCCGGUAUGAUCCCAGGACUCAGCAACAUGAUGAGCGGCAUGGACGACGAAGAGGGCAGCCAGAAACUGAAACGUAUGAUCUACAUCUGCGACAGCAUGACCGAGAAGGAACUCGAGUCCGAUGGCAAGAUGUUCGUUGACCAACCUACGCGCAUGACACGUGUGGCUCGUGGCUCGGGCACAUCGGUUCGCGAAGUGGAGGAGCUGCUCACGCAACACAGGAUGAUGGCUGGUAUGGCGAAGAAGAUGAAGGGUGGCAUGGCGAACAUGCAGAAGGCACAGGGGGCGAUGGGCGGAGGAAAUAAACAGCAGCAGCUUGCGGCGAUGCAGAAACGGAUGCAGAGUAUGGGCGGCGCAAAUGCGCUUGGAGGAGGCAUGCCGGAUCUUGGUGCGAUGAUGAAGAUGCUGGGUGGUGGCAGGGGUGGCGGUGGGAUGCCAGACCUCUCUGCUCUUGGAGGUAUGGGCGGAAUGGAUAUGGCGAGUAUGAUGAAGAUGAUGGGCGGA